Molecule: messenger RNA, 3126 nt
Organism: Bactrocera oleae (olive fruit fly)
Lineage: Eukaryota; Metazoa; Arthropoda; Insecta; Diptera; Tephritidae
Gene: I-2
Product: Inhibitor-2
Biological process (GO): regulation of signal transduction
Molecular function (GO): protein phosphatase inhibitor activity
Source: RefSeq, a predicted model, not a curated record
AAUUAGUUUUUUUUGUUUUGUGACAUUCUUAAGUCAAAUAUAAGUAGAAAUUGUUUGUAAUUCUUUUUCUUAGAGUGAGGGAUUACACAGAAUUAAAAAAAGUGAAUCAAAAAUAAUGCAAUAAAACCUACUUUUGUUUGGGUGGAGCGGAUUUUAGAACAAAUAUUGUAAUAUAGCGAAAAGUAACUUAUAUAUACAUAUAUAAAUAAUUAUAUAUACUAGUUUUAAUUUCGGCGAAAAAUCAAACAUUGAACAAAAUAUGAAAAGUUCCAACAAAAAGAUUUAAGAAGUUGUUUAAAGUUUAUUUAUAGACUCUGUGUAAUCGGAAAGUUUUUCGAAUUAGUAGACCUAAAGCUUCAAAUCAAAACUAAAGAGUCAAACGCAUAAAAAUGCAGGACUCGCCUGACGCCAAGAAACCUUGCAAGGGCAUACUAAAAAAUUCCAGCAGUUUUGAUAAGCCUGGUGCCGCGAGCUAUCGCAAAAGUGCGAAGUUUGAUGAAUUAAAUGUUUUGCAAACCUACCACCCACAUGACAAAGAUUAUGGACAUAUGAAAAUUGAUGAGCCGAAAACGCCAUACAAUUAUGUUAUUCCAGAUCUGGCACACACAGAUGCGUUAGACGCAAAUUUGUUGGCGGAGAAGUUGCGUAUUGCUGCAAGUACUCAAUCGCCUGCAUUCGGUUCUGAAGACAUUUCUGACGAAGAAAACAUCGAUGAAACACCGGAAGAAAAAGUUCGUCGACUUGAGUUUGAACGCCGCAGAAAGGCGCAUUACAAUGAAUUUGAAGCGGUUAGACUAGCGCGUAAAUUGAUUGAAGAAGAGCUGGGCGAUGAAGAUGAUGAGAAUGAUAUUUCAUCUAUUGGGGAGGAUGUUAAAUCGCUAACUUCUGCUGAAAAAUCCAAUAAUGAAGAAAUUGAAAUUCAGAGUGAACACACAGAACAAGAAGUUUUGCCGGAAAGUGCAGUAGAGGAGGAAACGGGCACAACGGAACAAGACUCCGAACUUGAUUCUUCCGAUAGCAAUCGGGCUUCAGCAACCAAUAUGGAUGUUGACGCACAAUUGCAACCCUCCCAUCCUUGUUACGGAAGGGAUUAGUAUAUAUACAAAUAUAUAAUAAUACAAAAAUCAUAUAUACAUUACUCUUUGCUACAUUAAAGAACGUAAAACACAAUUUAAACAAAGAAUAUUUGAAUCAACGACCAAAAGCAUCACGUGAUCGUUCGAAAUAUUAAAUUUAAUCUUGACAGUUACAUAAUUAAUGAGAGGAAUAAAACAAAUAAAAUAAUAUUAACAAACAUUGCUAUCUUUGCUUACAUUGAUGCGAUGCAAUAAAACAGUGUCAAAUAAAAAAGAUGUAUGCUAAAGAUAGUUUGAAUUUGAAAAAAAAAAAUAAAGCUUUGAAAUAAAUUAUAUUCUUGAAAUAAAUCUUCUGACGGCGCGAUGACGAAUAAUUUCACGCGUUUAAUGUUUUUGUUUGUUUAAUAGUCCAUAAUCAAAACCUAUAUUAAAAUAGAUUUGAAGAUUCUUGAGUGAAAAUUAUGAAAUAUGUUUAAUUAUACUGGUACAACAAAAUGUAAAUUGAAUACCUAUAAUGUUUAAUAAUUUAAAAAUACACAAACCUAUUUUAUCAUAUUAAAUGGCGAAACUGUUAUUAAGUAAUUGGUUCGGAAGCUUACAAAUAACAAAUAUUAAAAAAUGCAUGAAAAUUGAUAUACAACAGUGAAAAAUGGUUUUUGUGAUUUUUUUGUUCAGAAAAUAAUAUAAUUAUAAUUAAAUAAGUAAAUCCUAUACACAAAUAACUGCAGCGUGCAUACGUAGAUUAAUGUAUUUGGAAUGGCAAUAUUGUAUAGUAGAAACAAACAAAUGUCCUGAUAGCGAAUUUUUAAUUUACGCAAAAAAUUUCCAGAAUUGAAAAUUUUUAAAUAAUUUUGUUUAUUAGAAACACGAAUUAGCCAUAUAACUACUUCUUGCAUUUAAUUAUGUAUGCGUGUAAGAACAUGUAUAUAUUGAUAAAGCUCUAAUAAAUGCACUAUUAAAGGGCAGCUAUUUGUUAUCGUAAUAUAAUCUUCACUUCCGUGCCAAUCGAAUACAAUAUGUCUGUCUCCAGUGAAAAUUUAUUCGAACUGAUGGUCAAUUAUUGUUGCGCUGAAUAAAUAAUGUAUCAAGAUCAAUAUGUCAAUGCACUGAGCGGCUUGCAAAUGUUUAUAUAUACUACAUGUAGUUGUUUGCUUUGCCCAAUUGUGUGUAAAUCAGAAGUGACGAAUAUAACUUCUACAAUUAAAGACUACACAUGAAUGUAUUUAUGUGCAAUGAUUAUUACUUAUUUGAAUUGUAUAUUCUUAUUCUUAAGUCAAACAUAUUCUGCUUCGCGCACGUGGAAUAGUGUUUAUAAAUUACAGCCUGUGAUAAAAAUUAUUAAAUAUUAAUGAGUGAUCUUCAUUUUGCGGAUGUAUUACUCUUACAUACCUAUGUAUAAUGCCUUCAAAUCUGAUGAAUCUCCACCAACUUCACUUGGGUACGCGAAUAGCUCGAUGAUUUUUAUAACUAAAAACGGUAGUCAUAGAAGUAUUUUGAACUAUUUAAGAUGUCUGCAAAAAUUCAAGUAGAGUCUAGCAGAAGGCUGAUUUCCACUAUUUUUGGCAAUAUACAUAUGUGUUAUGCAGUAAUAUGUUAAUUAUAAAAUAUUUAUUUUAAUGUGAGAUGUAUUGUGACCGAUAAAUUAAAAAUGAGAUUUAUACAGUUUUUCUUCGUGGUUUUUGUAGACUUUUUAUGAUUUGUAUAAUAUAUUUUUUGCUACUAUUUGGACAUGCAACGUGCUUAAAUUUUUUUGAAAAGUGGACGUGUCCUCGCUCUUCUAAAAGUUUAAUAUACAUACUGAUGCUAUAUCAACCAGAUUGGGUAAUUGGUUGAAAAGGGAGAUCACAAGAAUUAAAGCGGCUAUACUUAAGCUCAUUCUAUACUCGAAUUUAGACUAUACCGUUUUAAGCCCGAAUAGCUGUACCGAAUAUGAGAACAUGUAGCUGACUUUAUACUGAAAAUAUUAGUAAAUUUGAAAUAAGGUGGUAACCUUUUCCUGAUAGUAAAAUUGUCAGAUAUUAAAAUUGAAUAAAAUCGGUUCAAAAAUAAA